Molecule: messenger RNA, 2265 nt
Organism: Chironomus riparius
Lineage: Eukaryota; Metazoa; Arthropoda; Insecta; Diptera; Chironomidae
Source: the annotation of a GenBank genome assembly
AUGAAAUCAAUCCUUUUCGUCAUUUUACUAGUCAUCGGCUCAUCUUAUGCUGAAUCAAGCAAGUCUAACAUAUUAAUUGGAAAUUUGGUUGGAAAAAAUCAAUCUUUUAUUGUUGAUGAUUUUGCUCGAUGUAUUGAAGAUGACAAUCCAGUAAUUAUCACAGACUUUAAGGCAAAACUUAAGAAAAUUAGAUUAAAACAAGAUUCGGUUAUUAUUCUGAUGACUGAGAAUUUGAAAGUGAAAGCUAUCAAAUCGAUAAUUUUAAAGAAACGAUACUCAACAAUUUGGAAUAAUAAGGUUAAAAUUCUCCUCGUUUCAACUACUUCAAUGGGCUCCAAAGCCAAGCUUCGAAUGCUUGAAGUUUUUUCAUCGCAUGGCUUAAUCGAUGUGGCAAUUUUGACUGAGAUCAACAGCAAAAUUAAAUACUCAGCUCUACAAAUAGUUAAUGGAAGUCUGACAACUUUAACUAAUGUCAAAAAUGGCAACAACCUCUUUCCAGAUAAGCUGAAGAAUCUCAUGGGAUAUAAAUACAGAAUUGUUGUCUACAAUCAACUUCCUCGACUUAUGAUGAAAGAUGGCAAUGUUCAAUCAUCAAUGACUUACUUUAUGGACGCUGUUGCUGCUAAACAAAAUGCUACGAUCCAAUACAUACAAAUUGAAAAUCACAAGGAUUUUUCGGAAUACUGGGAGGAUCGAGAAAUGGAUUUAACACUCAAUACAGGUGUAACCUUUGUAAAUACCGGUAGUUUUCCUAAACUUCUUACAUAUGAGGAAACAGGCUAUUGCGCCUUAGUUCCACUACCAUCAAAAGUAUCUCUGUCUGAGAUGAUUUACAUUAAGCCAUUCGAUAUUUUCAUUUGGUGUCUUUUGAUUCUCUCGAUUGCGCUUUCUGCUUGUAUUUUUAAGGUAUUUCGCAGUCGAGGUGCUGUCGAUUCUCACUGGCUUCUUGUUUAUGGUAUUUUUGUCAUGUUUAUUGGUCAAGGUAUGCAAUUCAGUCGUAAUAAUCGAAUGGUUCUAUCCAUUCUCCUUCAAAUCAUCAUUUUUGUGAUUUUUGUGCUAAGCAGCUUGUACGAAGGAGAAAUCACUUCCUUCAUGAUUCAACCAAUUCAAAGAAAUCGAUUAAGCCGAUUUGAUCAGAUUCCAUUUAGCGAAUAUGAGAUCUUAACAGAUGCAACGUUCGGUUACUUAAUGAAAGAUUCCGAAGAAUUUAUGGCUAUGAAAAGUCGGAUAAAUACAUCAAUUCAUCGUUUGGAAAAAGGAUAUGGAACUGAAAUUCUUCGACAGCAUUUUAUCUUUUUAUUUAGAUGCGAUAAAGCUGAAUGGGAUAUCGGACGCAGCCUCAGAGCCGGUGGAACUGUCUCGGACUAUUAUUAUUUGCUUCCGGACAGAAUUUUCAAUCAUUUUGUGAGGCUUGAGGCAAGUUUCUUGAAUCCAUUCAUUCAUAAGCUACAAAAUAUUAUGGAUUUAGCAUUUGAAGCUGGAUUGCCUCAGAAUUGGAAGAUCUUUGGUUUAAUGGGCAAAAUAAGACAUUCAAAACAUUCAUCAACAGACAAUCCGACAUAUUUGGAACUUGAAGAUUUAAUGCAAGUUUUUUACAUCAUAAUUGUUGGCCUUGCAAUCUCAACUUUUGUCCUGCUUGUUGAAAUUUUCUUUCACAGCUUCUUAAGGAACUUGCACUUUGCAUAUCUCGGAAGAAGAUUAAGGAGCGCUAUUGUAAGAAUGGGAACUAACAAGAAGAAACCAAAACGAUCAGAACAUGGAGCUCUUUACUAUAUUCUGCAUCAGCACAAGAAGAUCAAACGAUUGAGGAAGUUGAAAGUUAGGAAAAUUUUCGUACAGAAUGAUUUACGUGUCACACUUGGAACAUCAACUUGCUUAACUGAAGCUGGCCUUCGAUUUCAUUUUUUAAACAAUAAUAGAAAGUUAAACGAGGCAUUAAGUCAGACGUUCAAGCUAUCAAUUAAAAUGAAAUUUGUUUUCUUCUUAAUCUCAUUAUUUGUGUUGAUAACAGUCAUCAGCUGUGAUGAAAAUGAUGAUCCCCAAUAUGUCUGCAAUUUAGAAAAAGAAACUGGAAUUUGUCGCGCUAAUCAACCAAAGUGGUAUUAUGAUGCAUCAGCAAAGUCAUGUCAUUUAUUCACUUAUGGAGGAUGCAGAGGAAAUGCCAAUAACUUCAACACUGAAGCAGAUUGUAAAGCGAAAUGCAAUGGCGUUUAAUGGACCUUAAUGGGUUAGACAACCUUGAAUGCUUCUAGGGCAACCUAGUCC